This is a messenger RNA of Camelus dromedarius (Arabian camel), 10307 nucleotides long. It is a transcript of the gene ENPP1, whose product is annotated as ectonucleotide pyrophosphatase/phosphodiesterase 1. Gene Ontology annotation, molecular function: dinucleotide phosphatase activity; scavenger receptor activity; phosphodiesterase I activity. Gene Ontology annotation, biological process: regulation of bone mineralization; immune response; ATP metabolic process. The transcript has 25 exons. NCBI's taxonomy places the organism in Eukaryota, Metazoa, Chordata, Mammalia, Artiodactyla, Camelidae. The record is from RefSeq and is a predicted model, not a curated record. Bases 7 to 2784 code for a protein of 925 amino acids. Gene Ontology annotation, cellular component: cell surface.
GCCACGAUGGAGCGCGACGGCUGCGCGGGGGGCGGGAGCCGCGGCGGCGAAGGCGGGCGCGGCCCCCGGGAGAGCCCGGCGGGGAACGGCCGCGACCCGGGCCGCGGCCACGCCGCCGAGGGGCCCGGGGAGCCGCAGGCGGCCGCGUCCUUGCUGGCCCCCAUGGACCUGGGGGAGGAGCCGCUGGAGAAGGCGGCGCGCGCCCGCACUGCCAAGGACCCCAACACCUAUAAAGUGCUCUCGCUGGUAUUGUCAGUCUGUGUGUUAACAACAAUCCUUGGUUGUAUAUUUGGGUUGAAACCCAGCUGUGCCAAAGAAGUUAAAAGUUGCAAAGGUCGCUGUUUUGAGAGAACGUUUGGGAACUGUCGCUGUGAUGUUGCUUGCGUUGACCUUGGAAACUGCUGUCUAGAUUACCAGGAGACAUGUAUAGAACCAGAACAUAUAUGGACUUGCAGCAAAUUCAGGUGUGGUGAGAAAAGGUUGUCCCGAAGCCUCUGCUCCUGCUCGGAUGACUGCAGGGACAAGGGCGACUGCUGCAUCAACUACAGCCCUGUGUGCCGAGGUGAGAAAAGUUGGGUAGAAGAAACAUGUGAGAACAUUAAUGAGCCACAGUGUCCAGCAGGGUUUGAAACACCUCCUACCCUCUUAUUUUCUUUGGAUGGUUUCAGGGCAGAGUAUUUACACACUUGGGGUGGACUUCUUCCUGUUAUUAGCAAACUAAAAACCUGUGGAACGUAUACUAAAAACAUGAGACCAGUAUAUCCGACAAAGACUUUCCCCAAUCACUACAGCAUUGUCACAGGACUUUAUCCAGAAUCCCACGGCAUAAUUGACAACAAAAUAUAUGAUCCCAAAAUGAACGCUUACUUUGCACUUAAAAGUACAGAGAAAUUUAAUCCUGAGUGGUACAAAGGAGAACCAAUCUGGCUCACAGCUAAAUAUCAAGGCCUGAAGACAGGCACGUUUUUUUGGCCGGGAUCAGAUGUGAAAAUUAAUGGAAUUUUCCCAGACAUGUAUAAAAUAUAUAAUGGUUCAGUACCAUUUGAAGAAAGAAUUUUGGCUGUUCUCAAGUGGCUGCAGCUUCCUCAAGAUGAAAGACCACACUUUUACACUCUGUAUUUAGAAGAACCAGAUUCUUCAGGUCAUUCAUAUGGACCCGUCAGCAGUGAAGUCAUCAGAGCUCUGCAGAGGGUUGACGACAUGGUUGGCAUGCUGAUGGAUGGUCUGAAGGAGCUGAACUUGCAUCGAUGCCUGAACCUCAUCCUUAUUUCAGAUCAUGGCAUGGAACAAGGCAGUUGUAAGAAAUAUGUAUAUCUGAAUAAAUAUUUGGGGGAUAUUAAAAAUGUUAAAGUUGUAUAUGGACCUGCAGCUCGAUUGAGACCCUCCGAUGUUCCAGAUAAAUAUUACUCAUUUAAUUAUGAAGGCAUUGUCAGAAAUCUUUCUUGCCAGGAACCAAACCAGCAUUUCAAACCUUACCUGAAACAUUUCUUACCCAAGCGUUUACACUUUGCGAAAAGUGACAGGAUUGAGCCCUUGAUAUUCUACUUGGACCCUCAGUGGCAACUUGCACUGAAUCCUUCAGAAAGGAAAUACUGUGGAGGUGGAUUUCAUGGCUCUGACAAUGCAUUUUUGAAUAUGCAAGCCCUCUUUAUUGGCUACGGACCUGGAUUCAAGCACGGCACUGAAGUUGACUCCUUUGAAAAUAUUGAAGUCUACAACUUAAUGUGUGAUUUACUGAAUUUGACACCAGCUCCUAAUAAUGGAACUCAUGGAAGUCUUAACCACCUUCUAAAGAAUCCCGUUUACACACCAAGACAUCCCAAAGAAGUCCGCUCCCUGGUCCAGUGCCCCUUCACAAGAACCCCCAGAGAGAACCUUGACUGCUCGUGUGCCCCCUCGAUUUUGCCAAUUGUGGAUUUUCAGACACAAUUGAAUCUGAGCAUGGCAGAAGAGAAGAUCGUUAAGCGUGGCACUUUACCCUAUGGAAGACCCAGAAUUCUUCAGAAGAACAGCACUGUCUGUCUGCUUUACCAGCACCAGUUUGUGAGUGGUUACAGCCAUGACAUCCUGAUGCCCCUUUGGACAUCCUACACUGUCAACAGAAAUGACAGCUUCUCUGCAGAAGACUUUUCCAACUGUCUUUACCAGGAUCUCCGAAUUCCUGUUAGUCCUGUCCAUAAAUGUUCAUUUUAUAAAAAUAACGCUAAACUGAGUUAUGGGUUCCUCUCCCCACCACAAUUAAAUAAAGGUUCAAGUCAAGUAUAUUCUGAAGCGUUGCUUACUACUAAUAUAGUGCCCAUGUACCAGAGCUUUCAAGUUAUAUGGCACUACUUUCAUGACACCCUACUGCAAAAGUAUGCUGAAGAAAGAAAUGGCAUCAAUGUUGUCAGCGGUCCUGUGUUUGACUCUGAUUAUGAUGGACGUUAUGAUUCCUUAGAGACUCUGAAGCAAAACAGCAGAAACAUCCGUAAUCAGGAAAUUCUGAUUCCAACUCACUUCUUCAUUGUGCUAACAAGUUGUAAAAAUACAUCCCAGACUCCCUCACAGUGUGAAAAUCUAGAUACCUUGGCUUUCAUUUUGCCUCACAGGACUGAUAACAGUGAGAGUUGUGCGCACAGGAAGCGUGAAUUCUUAUGGGUUGAAGAGUUGUUGAGGUUGCACAGAGCUCGGAUCACAGAUGUUGAACACAUCACUGGACUCAGCUUCUAUCAAGAAAGAAAAGAGCCAAUUUCAGACAUUUUAAAGUUGAAAACACAUUUGCCAACCUUUAACCAAGAAGACUGAUAUUUUUUAUUCCAAAAACAUACCAAAAAUCUUUUUGAAAGAACCUUCUGUUUUAUAUAUGCUCUAUUCACACUAUUGCAUUGUUUGGAAACUGUCAACCAGAGUUAGAACUGGGAAUCCUCUGUGAUACACGACCAUCUCAGGGAAACUUGUGGCCUCAGUAUAGCAGUAGGAAAGAGUUCCUAUUGAGUCUCGCACAUGUUUGAAUGUGUAAGAAUUGUUCAAAUUUGGGAAUAAAGAAAAACCAUACCGAAAACGGCUUUUCUACUUCUCUUAAGGGCAGAAGUAGCUGUGAACAUUGUCUGAAUACCAGGUAUUUGAAUCUUACUAUCAUUAAUAAACUUCCAUGGAGCUGGGAAACACUAGAAUAAUGAAUAGGAUUGGAAUAGUCCAUGUUUUGUUAGUUUCUUCACAAAUAUUAAAAAGUGAUUCUGCAUUCUUUUUAACUUGGAGUUUUAAUUAUUUGUAUUUUAAUUAGAAAAGUUAAUGGAAGCAAAAAUAUUUCUGAGGCCUUAUGUCUGUCUUUUCUGUAUAUCUCCUCAAAAGCCAAAAUAUGUAAUCCUGUGUUAUUUUUUAAUUGUGACUGGGUUUCUUCAGAUUUAAUGUCUCUUGCAAGGUAAACUUUCAAGGAAUAUCUAUAUUGAGUGUAUCUAUUAUAGACUUUUACUCUACGCUUGUACUGAAAAAGAAAAAUACUCCCUUCCUGCUCACUGGUAAUUAACAUAGAUUGAAAAUAACUACAAAAGUGGUUAUUUUAAACUAUUAAAAAUGCGUCUUAUCUUAGUGAAACUGCAGAGAGUUUGUCAACUCAUGCAAGGUGGCAGUUUUCCAUUUAGGUAGUAGGAAUGUUUUCCUCUGUGCACAAAAAUGACCCUACCAGUAGCAAAGCUAUACUGUUCAGAACUGUUCAUUUUGAAGUUUCAUCGAUUUGAAGAGAAUAUGUUACCAUCACUUCAUAUCUUCUUGGUGGUCAUGGUACAUGAACUUAUUUCUCAGCCUCAUAGACUAUAUACCCUUUAGUUCCAACCUGUGGACCUUCAAAAGCAACAUUCACUUUUAGGCUGCUUGCGUCUAAUUUGUGGGUUAUAUUAGUACACCAAAGGUCUGUAUUUGUCCUUCAUAUGAUACUUAUUCUUCAAAGAGAGCAUAGAAGCCACAAAGACCUUCAGAUAAUGCAAUUUGCAUUUGAAAAUUAUUUAAUAAUUUAGAAAGUUUCACUGGUUUUUAUUUUAGUUCCACAGAUCCCUGAGGUUCUGUAAACCUUUUCCCCCAGUCUGUUUUUUUUUUUUUUUUCCUGUUCUUCAGAUUGGGUAAUUUCUAUCAUUCUAUCUUGAAGUUCAUGGAUUCUUUCCUCUGUUUAAUAUAUUCUGCUGUUGAGCCCAUCCAUUGAUUUUUAUAUUUCAGUUAUUGUACUUUUUUAUUUUUAAAAUUUUAAUUUGGUUCUUUGUAUUUUUUAUUUCUUUGCUGAGAAUUUUCAACUCUUUUCUGAGACUCUUAUUUUUGCAUUUGUUUCAGAUAUAUUCAUAAUUGCUUACCGAAGCACUUUUACAAUGGCUGUUGUAAAAUCCUUGUAAAUAAUUUAGACGUGUGUUAUCUUUGUGUUGGCAUCUAUUGUCUUUUUUCAUGCAAAAAGAUUUUCCCAGUUCUUGGUGUAAUGAAUGAUUUCCAGUUGAAACCUGGAUAUUUUAAGGUAUUAUGGUAUGAGACUAUGGAUCUUAUUUAAACCUUCUCUUUUAGAUGACUUUCUCUAACAUCACCCUAGCAGGGGAGUUGGGAGCACUGCCUCAUUACUUGCCAGGUGUACUAGAGUCUAGGUUCAUGUCUCAGCCUCCAUUGAUCCUUGGGAUGAGAGGGAACCCUUGUUACUGGGCAUUCUGUUGAUGCCUCCCUGGCUAGAAUGUGCAGGGUACCUUCUUAUUGCUCCCACAUGGUCUCCACUGACACUGUGGAGAGGGGUGGCAGGGAAAGCUGUAUUAUCACCAGGCGGGGAUGAAAUUACCAGUUUCCUACUCAGUCUUCUCUGACACUGCCCUGGCAGAGGACUUGGCACCCCUCUUCACAGUCUGCAGAGCCUCAGCCUUUGUCGGCAUGGGUGGGGUCAGGGUCUUUUCUGUGGGGUUUGGCUGAGGUGGAGCAGUUAUUGUUUUCUCUCUUGCUAGCUACUCCUUUUCUGGUUCUUUGGCUGGAGAGAGAGCAGGUCUUUCUUGCGGUUUCUUUUCAUGUGUACUCAUUAUCGUUUCCAGGUUGCAGAUUUUUUUUGAAAACAAGUCUGGGAUACAUGAGCUAAGAAGAAGACCCAGGGGAACUCGUUAUGGUGUUGUUCCUUGGGUCCCAAGGUCCCUAGCCUGUCUGCCUUCUCCUUUCCAAAUCUUUCUGUUUUAUGUAUAGGAACCAAGCUUUUUAUCUGUACUUAGCAGAAUAUCUACUUCUUUGUAGAAGCGUCUCGUUGAUUUUUAUAUAUUUGUCAAAAUACAUGCAGACAUAAUUACCUUUAUGUAAAGCAUUUUAGCAGAUCUUAAUUAAAUGAAUAGAUGCCUCUCCCCUUUGCUGAACACCAGGAAUACAGAGAAAAACAAAUUGCAGUCCUUAUAGUGCUGGCAAGAGAGAGGAGACAGCAGAAGUGUCAAUGUUAUCAUGGAGCCACAGGCAGGGUGCUGGGGAGCAUAUGAAGGAGGCACAGUGCUGCUUGACAGGAUCAGCAGUGGCUUCCCAGAAGUGGUGACGGCUGAGCUAAGACUUGAAGGAUGAAUUGCAGCUGUUCAGGUGAAUAGGUAAAGAAGGGGCAUUCUGGCCUCCCUUGAAUGGAUAUAUUUUGGGCAAUUUUUCAUUUACUGCUACUUCUCAUAUUUUCUACAGGUGUCACUGUGACCAACUUACAAUUUGCAACUGUUUCAUUUUUCUUACUUUUGUUCAUCUUCUGUUCAGAAAGGAAAUGUCAGGCUAUAAAUUCUGUGUUGAUUCUUUGAAGGAAAAGGUGUCCACCUCUGUUCCUGCUUUCAGUUUUUCUUAUACGGUGUUCUUUUGUUUUCUUCUCUUGUCUUGAUGGAGACCCUUUCUUUCACUCUUUCAUCAACUUAAAACAUAUGACUCGUCUCCACGUCCCCAAUUUGAAUAGUAAAUUCACAUGAUCAUAUAUGGAAAUGUCUUUAUCUUAUUUCAAUAAAGUCCGUUCUUUGCUUUCAAAUGCGCAGCAAAACCUUUAUCCCUAAUUUUACUGCCAUGCCUCCAGUCAGUACUUCUUCAAUGAGGUAAGUAACUUCCAGACAAAAUGUUCUACCAGGCUAUUCGUGGCAGGGCAAAGAAUCAGGUGGAACUUAAAAAUAUUUCCAAGAAUCAGAGGAAAAAGACAAACCUUAUGGGAAAGAAGGCAAACGUUAAGGUCCCAGGGUAAGUAGACACAUAGACGACAACAAGGCCAGUUGGCCCGGUCGGUCCUGUUGAAGGAGAUGGGACAGACGGGGGUGUAGCUGAACCACUGAGUCCUCCAGAAGAGGCUCUAAACCCCCUUGGCUGUCUUUUGCCACUAGCAGGACUGUCCUGCCCAAAUCUGUGGUACGGGCUUAUCUAUAAUAGACGCUGUUGUUGGAACUUUGAAACCAAAUGUGGUUACGCUUCACACUGAAGCCUAUCACAGGAAUUUGGUGUGUGGGUGCUUUCAAAAGUUAAAUUUUAUCAUGGCUACAGUCCAAGGACAUUUUCCCUGAUUUUUGGUCAGUCUAAGUAUUGUAAGGUAGAAGAAAAAUCUAUAGAGUAUGUGUCUCUAAGCUAAAAAAUGUGGUUUCACAAAUAAAAGUUGUAUAUAUAGAAGCUUCGCUGAUUUCCUGUGUAGGUGUGUGUGUGUGUGUGUGUUUGGAAGGUGAGGGGCAGGGACGGGUGGCGGUGUUUCUGCAGGGAUUGAUACUGAGUGCAAAGGUUGUAGACAAUUAACCACAGCUGUGUUGUCAGAAGGCAAAAAAAGAUCCAAAGUUCAUUUCAGGUUCACAGAGUAAACAUCCAUUUCUGAUCUUGGACUAUAUAUAUGCAUUUUUGACUAUAUAUAUGCAUUUUUGACUAUAUUCUUGUUUCUGUUAUUUUAAUUACAUUUGGUCGUACUUCCAUGUAAAAAACAAGGGACAGACAUGUAUAAAUCUUCCACUACUUUAAAUGGUCUUAAAUCAGAGGGAAAGUCUCCAACUAUUGUAACUUCCAUAGAUUUUUCUCAACAUUAAAUUUUUGAAUUCAUCCUCUCCAUGAUAUAUAAACAGUGAAGAAAAAAUAAAAAUAUUUAAUAGAAAUUGUAUCCAUAUCAGAAACCAUAGAUGCAUAAAAUGUUAUAGUUUACUAAAAAUUAAAGAAUCUUUGGAAUAGAUAUUAUAUCCAAGGGAUGGCGAAAUGAAACAAUAUUUUUAAAAAGGCCUUUCUUUCAUCUCACCCCAUGUGGUUGUUUUAAAUUUAACUUCCUACUUGUCCCCAAAUCCUCAAUAAAAGGGGCAAUUUGAGGAUUUUAAUAAAAAUAUCUAAGACAUUACUUUUAAAACUCAUAUCCAAUUUCAUUAUAUAUCAGAAAUUCAAAACUCAAAAUUAGAAAAGACAUCAGCUUUCACAGAAUAGAGAUACAGAACAAUUUAAUAAAUACCAAGGAAAUGAGAUUGUUGUGGGACACAGGUGGUGGUGACACAGGUUGGUAAAAAGAAUUUACCAGAGAUGAAGGCUGAGAAUAGAAAAGGAGUUUAUUAGGUUUCGCUGCCAUAGACAACAGCGGGACACAGAGGUGCCUGUGUGAGCCCCGAGGGCUGGUUGUUGGGGUGUUUUAUAAGGUCGGGUCACAAGGUGCCUGAUCAGCUUGUGCACAAGGCUCUGAUUGGUUGUAGGUGAGGUAAGAGGUUUAGGGUCCGUGAAGGGCGGUGAUGUUUAUGGCUCUGAUAAGGUGGUUAGCAACAAGCCAGUCUGAGCUAUUGUGAGAUUAGGCAUUACCUAGGGUUAUUAGUCUGUUAGGGCAAACAUGCCCAGUAAAGAAUGUACUUUAUCUGUUGAGGAAUCACAGGCAGACAUCUGAGAGCCCAGGAAUGAGGGCUGUUGCACUUUGAAGGAUGUCACUUGGCCCCGCAGAGAUUUUUACAUCUCUUGAUAUUUUUGCCCCAGGUUAUUUUUCACUAUAAAAAUUUUUUUACACAUAUACUUAGAUGGCAUUGUGUUGGGUGUAACAAAAUGAAACAGGAGUCUAAGACGUGAAAAUUGAUAAAUUAGUAAAAACUUGAAAGGAUUUUAAAUAAAUGAGAACAAAAUUUUCCCCAUCCAAUAAGUGGAUCUCAUUGCUCAUAUUUUUGCAACUUAAAAAAAAAAAACUCAGAUAAAACCUACAAUUCUGAAUUCUCUAUCAUAAUCCAUUCUAUACCUUGACACAAUUUCACUGUUUUGAAGAGCUAUUUACUUUUAUUAAGGUCCAAACAGAAACAUGCUGCUAAAUCUGUGAGGCUUUUGUUUGUAUACUUGCUGUUUUUAAGACAACAGCACUAUUUAACUCAAUAGCACACUUUAAGACACUGAAACUAGAUUCGAUUCAAUUAGAUCAAGACUGACAAUGAAUUUCAAAGCUGUGCUUAUCUGUGUCAAGGAGCUUGGCAUUAGGGCGAAACUGGGGAACAGGACACAUGGGAUGCCUACCCCUCGGUGCUUAUCAAUGUCUUUUAUUUCAAGGUCUAGCCCCAGGCACAUGUCCUUUUGAGUCCUCUUCUCUGUACCCCUAAGGCACUGGGCAUGUGAUCAUACCUUCCAGACCUUGGAGAUCACAGAUAGGACGUGCCCUCAGGGCUAGACAUUGUUAUGUAGCUGCAGUCAACUGCUUGUAUGUGAAGUAAUUUAUUCCAUAACCUGUACACAAUGUUGUUAGAUGUUGUGUUCCUGCUAAGAAAUUGUACCCAGCCCUUCUUCUUCCUCAUGCUAGAUCCAAACUCGUGGCUUGCUAAAGGCAGUCUGCAACCAUACAAGGAAAUAAAAUAAUUUCAGGGUGGUGUGGUUGUAGGUAUGAAAGGAUUGUUAGCUUCCACCUGGGGCUUCCAGGGAGGCACCUGGCAGGAGCGUCUCUUAAAGAGAACACAUUACCACAAACCUUAUAAGGAAAUUGAGAAGUCACAAGAAGCUGUACUAACUAUGCUUUUCCCAGCCUGUGGUCUUCUGUUAAAUUUUCUAAGACUGUAUUCUUUGAGCUUAUUCCUGAAAACUAUAACUUUGAUAAGAUUUGUGUUAAGAAUGUGCUGUUUCACCAGGAGUACAACUCAGUACUGUAGGAUUUUCCCCCCAGUGGUGUAACUCUUAUUUGUCAUUUAGCAUGUUUCUUAAAUUGAUAGAUUCCUUUUAUAUAUUUAUUUGUUUUGUCUGCAGUCACCUGUCUUUGAGAACAGAAAUAAUCUUUAUAUCCACUGUUUCUAGCACAGUGCCUGGUACAUAGUUGCACAAUUUAAAAAAUGCCCAGAUGAAUAAAAACCAAUGAGAUGGUCCUAGCAAAACAUUCAUUGAAGAUAACUAAGGAAUCACGGGUUCCAGAAAUGCACCUGGAGGACAAUCUCACUGAAAUUAAUUAUUCUUUAUCCCUAGUUUUUAAGUGCCAGAUGGAAUUUUCAUUUGGAUGUUUUUGAAAAAGAGUUCUUUCAUAGAUUUCCUAGUCCACAAGGCAGAAUUUUUAAAAAAUAAUAAAAGAUCAAGAGUGUCUUUCAAGGACAUUCACAGUUGUUUCAUUGACUGCAUCCUGUGGAAAGUAUGAUGCUUGGUGAAUUGAAGGUGAAAGAAGGAACUUUGAAGCAUUUUGACAUGUCAAACGAAAACCUCUCCACAAAGCACACAGUGUUUUUCCAGUAACAAGCUGCUGUCAUAAACAUUCACUGGCAAAGGGAAGAGAUGCAUGGGACUGUCACUCAUGCUAGGCAGCCCAGGCACCAGGUGCACAAACCAUUUUUUUAACCAGACAGGCUAGUUGUGUUUUAUCCACAGGGUGCCACAAAGGCCUGGGGCAAACCAGACUGAACCGGCUAGAUCCAAGAUGGCCGACAAAGUAGUCUAAAGAUCAAUUCUUUCCUCGCCUUGAUUUAUCUCUGUGUUUCCAUGCCAACCCCUGAGAGCUGAAGGACACUUGCCCUGACUCAUUUUUGUGCUUGUUUCAAAAGUACCUGGUGUUUGACAGAGAUGCUUUGCAGCUGUACUUGGAGAGAUAUAUGCACCCUGAACUGGCUCUGACCUGACCACAGAACACGCCUGCCAGGAUGAGACCUGGAGGUGUCUGACAGUUACCUUUGCUUCAUUACCAUGCUAAGAUCUCCACGCAAAGAGGGGAUUUGAAUCCUGCUGGCAUAAUUUGCAAAGGAUCAUGGUGGAAAGUAUGUGCCCUGGCUGCCUCUGGAAAUCUCCACCCCUUUCCUGGAGCCCGAUGACCUGUCUGCCUCCUGAUCCUUAAAAUUCCCUUAGUCCCCUCUGCUGGGGGAGGAGGUGCUUUUGGUGCUCAAGCUCUCCUCCAUUCUCCGGCCAUUGAAUAAAAGCACGUGUUGCUUGCA